AUGGAGACUGUCAUCACGCACCCCUCGACCGCCGCUCAGGCCAAGAACUUCACCGCACCCGGCUCUUUGUCCUUCCCAGGUGGCGCCGGUGAUCUCACCCCACCUUCAUCUGAGAAAGAUGGACAGCAGACCUCGCAGACAAACGGCGCAUACGGGUACGGCAACACUUCUCAGCCUCAGGGCCAGCAGGCAGUCGCCGCUCAACAGGGCGCCGGGGUGACUCCCGCGACUCCUGCUGCUACGCCUGGCGCUGGUCAGGGUGUCAGUGGCAUUGUGCCUACAUUGCAGAACAUUGUCGCCACGGUGAACCUUGACUGCAGACUCGACUUGAAGACGAUUGCCCUCCACGCUCGUAAUGCAGAGUACAACCCCAAGCGUUUCGCCGCUGUCAUCAUGCGUAUCCGCGAGCCCAAGACCACCGCUCUGAUCUUCGCCUCUGGCAAGAUGGUCGUUACUGGUGCCAAGUCUGAAGACGACUCGAAGCUCGCUUCUCGCAAGUAUGCUCGUAUCAUCCAGAAGCUCGGCUUCAACGCCAAGUUCACCGACUUCAAGAUUCAGAACAUUGUCGGCUCCUGCGACAUCAAGUUCCCUAUCCGUCUGGAAGGUCUUGCCGCACGCCAUCACAUGUUCAGCUCUUACGAGCCUGAGCUUUUCCCUGGUCUCAUCUACAGAAUGAUGAAGCCCAAGAUCGUGCUUCUCAUUUUCGUCUCUGGCAAGAUCGUUCUCACCGGCGCCAAGGUCCGUGAAGAAAUCUACCAAGCCUUCGAGAUGAUCUACCCUGUGUUGUCCGACUUUCGCAAGGCCUAA
This is a messenger RNA of Aureobasidium namibiae CBS 147.97, 807 nucleotides long. RefSeq names its product putative RNA polymerase I and III transcription factor complex component Tbp. Gene Ontology annotation, molecular function: RNA polymerase II general transcription initiation factor activity; DNA binding. Lineage: Eukaryota; Fungi; Ascomycota; Dothideomycetes; Dothideales; Saccotheciaceae. The transcript is spliced from 3 exons. Gene Ontology annotation, biological process: DNA-templated transcription initiation. The coding region runs from base 1 to 807 and encodes 268 amino acids. The record is from RefSeq and is a predicted model, not a curated record.